AGACGGAGGCUAGAGAAGGAGUUAUAAGAAUUGCAGGGGACUGUUUGAAAUGAAAACUUUAGGGUGCUUUUAGAAUUAUUCCUUCAGGAAACUAUGACCUAAAAUCAGCUAAACACUACGGGUCACAGCCACGGUUGCCGACGAAAAAUCUGACCGUCGGCUCAAGGACGCCGGCAAUCCACAACGUAACGCCCGCCGUCUCCUACUGCGAAGAAAGCCGCCGCAACCUCAGCGAGAGGCCGGAGAGAUUCCCGGCAGUUUAUUCCAUUCUUUUGCUCCAGCAACUGCCAGUUCAAGAUUCAACAGAAUUGUAUAGGAAGAAUUUAUGUAGAUAGAUAAUUCUAAAAGAAAUUUAAUUUGUAUAUCAUGCAUGGUAUUGGUUGCGGAAUUUGCCAUUCCUCCCUGAACCCAAUGAAGCUCUGUUGCACAUAAUUUGCCCAGUUCUAAUAAUUGGGAAAACCAAGUGGUUGGAGAGAAGGCAAGGCUAAAACUUUGGUAUAAUAGAUUGCAGGCAUGAUGAAGUUCCGGUAUGCUAUGGUAUGCUCGUCUAACCAGAAUCGAAGCAUGGAAGCUCACUCGCUCCUCAAGAGACAGGGCUUUGAUGUGUCAUCUUAUGGAACUGGAGCUCAUGUUAAGCUUCCGGGACCUUCACUCAGAGAACCUAAUGUUUAUGACUUUGGAACCCCGUACAAGCAGAUGUUCGAUGAUCUCAGACGUAAAGAUCCAGAGCUGUACAAGCGUAAUGGUAUUUUGCCUAUGCUUAAGAGGAAUUCAUCUGUGAAGCUUGCACCUCAACGUUGGCAAGAUAAUGCUCUUGAUGGUUCCUUUGAUAUUGUUUUUACAUUUGAAGAAAAGGUUUUUGAUAUGGUUAUUGAAGAUCUCCACAACCGGGAACAGAAUCUUAUGAAAAGCGUUCUGGUGAUCAACUUGGAGGUGAAAGAUAAUCACGAGGAGGCAGCCAUAGGCGGCCGAUUGACUUUAGAUCUUUGCCAAGAAAUUGAAAAAACUGAAAAUUGGGAGGAAUCCAUAGAUGACAUUGUAGCUGCAUUUGAGAAACAACAUCGAAGGAAGCUGUUGUAUGGCAUCUCUUUCUACUAAGAUAAACUCUCCGGUGAUCAGAGCACGUGUGUCUGCCACCUGCAAUUAUGUAGCAUACUUUGAUUGGAUCGGUGCCAUCAAAGAAUUGUUGCCAUUGAAAAUGAUCUGAAAACACUAAUGGAAUUAGCCCUUUCUUUCCAAACCUUUAAUUCUAUUCUUGAUAAUGUUGUGUGAUUCUCUUAUUUUCCUCCUCCACUAACUUGCUCUUGUAAUAUUAUUGUGUCAAACCUCAACCAUGGUAGGAGGACUUUCUUGUUUUCAGAAUGAAGCUUACAGGAUUUUGAUUUCA
This is a messenger RNA of Mangifera indica (mango), 1387 nucleotides long. RefSeq names its product RNA polymerase II subunit A C-terminal domain phosphatase SSU72. Gene Ontology annotation, biological process: termination of RNA polymerase II transcription. The coding region runs from base 514 to 1098 and encodes 194 amino acids. The record is from RefSeq and is a predicted model, not a curated record. Gene Ontology annotation, cellular component: nucleus; mRNA cleavage and polyadenylation specificity factor complex. The transcript is spliced from 6 exons. Lineage: Eukaryota; Viridiplantae; Streptophyta; Magnoliopsida; Sapindales; Anacardiaceae. Gene Ontology annotation, molecular function: RNA polymerase II CTD heptapeptide repeat phosphatase activity.